Messenger RNA from Nematocida homosporus, 1755 nucleotides. RefSeq lists its product as uncharacterized. The transcript has a single exon. NCBI's taxonomy places the organism in Eukaryota, Fungi, Microsporidia. The record is from RefSeq and is a predicted model, not a curated record. Bases 1 to 1755 code for a protein of 584 amino acids.
AUGAGCCAGGAAAGUGAUGUCCCCAAAGAGUUGCUUGCCGAACAGAAAGCUAGCGAGCCAGUCGGAGAAGAGAUAAGCAAAGACCAGAAAAAAGCCCUCGGGAACUUUCGGGACCAAGUUAGAUACAAAGACUACAAAGGACUUGUUAAGACAUUGCAGACUCUCGAGCCGGUGGUUAAAGAUCCCAGUCGCCACCGCAUUCCCGAGAAGUAUGCCAGUAAGUACGAAAUGAUCCAAGAGAACGUUCUCCUGCUCAAGAACAUUAUUAUUAGUGACAUCAAGUACAGUAUUUCGAAUGAGAAGGCUCUGGACAAAAACGUUGUGCUGUUGUCCACCCUUUUAUCGGACAAGUACACUACUGAUGUGCAAACUUCAAUUGUGACUUGGAUGUCCAACACUACCCUAUCUAUCUACACCAAAGAAUUGCAAAAGAUCGAGAAACUAUCAGAAACAGCGAAGGCCUUGGAAUUACUGCUUAUGAUUAAGGACAAAGUUGGCAUCAAAAGUGCCCACCUACCUAUCUGGUGGAGUAUUUCCAAAAUAGUUCUGGGUGAUCUUGCCAUUAUUCUCAAGAACAAGCUUAUCCGGGUAAUUGAUAAGGGCGGAUUUUCCGAUGAAGAGUACUUAACAAGCUUCAAGGAGUGUGUUGAAUUCGAACGGGUUUACUUAGUCCCCCGCACUAAAAGCAAACGAGCCGGCUCGCCCAAAGAAGUAACCGCUCUCAAACUUUCAGAAACUUCACCUAAACACCUCCAAUUAUUGGAAGACAUUUCUAAUGAGCGGCCACUCUGCACGGAAGAGGUCAAUGAGAACAGUCUGUCUUUAGCGUUUAUUCCCUGUAUUGACAUCUAUAUUAAACACCAUCUUAGCAGUCUUGAGAAGCACAAGUUUGUUUUCUUAGAUAAAGAUGUUCAUGCCACUAUCUAUGACACGUACACUACUCUCACUAAUUUCCUGGCCAAACUAGCUUAUUUCAAAUUCCCAAGUGUCGGCCAUGCCUUCCUUUCCCUCGUUGAUGCCACCAUUGCCAAAAUCAUCAUUCGCUCGCCCUUUGCCAAUGCCGAGAAGAACUUCAUUUCCGGGAUUGAGUCCGUUUAUUAUAUCAAAGAAACCAGCGAACAAAUGGCCCAGCACUUAGAAGAGCUUUUCGGACUAGGCAAUCUCUCCUCUGACCAAACCCUAGCCGCCCUUGAUGAUCUUGCCAACCGAAUAUUUGCCUCCUACUCCGUCGCCAUGCAACGCAGAUUCGUCUUCAUUACCAAACAAACCAUCACCAACCAGUCCCUGCAAAAACACCUCGAACCCCUUCUAGCCACUCUUCUCCCCGAAAUAGAAGCAUUCGCCCAACUAACUUUCACCAACACCCAAGAGAUCAUUGAAGAAUGGCUGGAAGUUCUAGGUCAGUCGAUUAUCAAUGUCCUCUCCGAUAUUAAACUCAAAGCCCACCAAGCCGAAUAUCUCCUCUGUUUCAUGUCCGCCCUUGAAGUCCCUAUCAAAAACGCUAUCUUUACUCAACUUAACCAAGAUAUUACCAUUACUACUCUAGAUCGAGCCAAACUUUAUUUAAAGCUCUUCCUUAUCUCCCCAGAGAUGCACUCAGCUUUCAUUGACAAUUUCCACAAACUCUCCAACGGCCUCUUCCACUUCCACCAAGUCCUCGCCAAAGUCUCCAAAAAGACCCACCGUAAACUCAUUGAGGAGUACAACCGCACUAUCGCCGCCAAGCAAAAGGACCCCCAACUGGUCUCCCUAUAA